GGGAGGAAGAGAAAGAGGGAGAGAGAGAGAGAGAGUGUGGAAAGAAAACUGUUCCGACGAAAUGACUCAGUAACUUUUGCGCUUGGAUCUGGCUUUUGGUUUCCCUUCCCAUCCACUCCCCCCCUUUUUUUUGCAAGCCUCCUCCUCCUCCUCCCUUCUUUUUUUUUGCAACGGGUUGGACCCGCUACAGCUUGGGAAAAGAUGUAUUCUUCACCUCUUUGCCUCGCCCAGGAUGAGUUCCAUCCCUUCAUUGAGGCACUGCUCCCUCACGUCCGGGCCUUUGCCUACACCUGGUUCAACCUCCAGGCCCGAAAGCGGAAGUACUUCAAGAAGCACGAGAAGCGGAUGACCAAGGACGAGGAGCGAGCGGUCAAAGAUGAGCUCCUGAACGAGAAGCCCGAGGUGAAGCAGAAGUGGGCCUCGCGCUUGCUGGCCAAGCUGCGCAAGGACAUCCGACCCGAGUACCGCGAAGACUUCGUCCUCUCUAUCACGGGGAAGAAGCCCUCAUGCUGCGUCCUCUCCAACCCUGAUCAGAAGGGCAAGAUGCGUCGCAUCGACUGCCUGCGGCAAGCCGACAAAGUCUGGCGCCUGGACCUGGUUAUGGUCAUCCUUUUCAAGGGCAUCCCCCUGGAGAGUACGGAUGGGGAGCGUCUUGUCAAGGCCCCGCAGUGCACCAACCCGGUCCUCUGCGUCCAGCCACAUCACAUCAGCGUCUCGGUCAAGGAGCUUGACCUCUACUUGGCGUAUUUCGUCCGUGAGAGAGAUUCAGAUCAAAGCAGCAGUCCAAGGACGGGAAUCGGUUCCGACCAAGAGGACAGCAAACCAAUCAUCAUGCUGGACGCGACGGAUUUCCAGGAGAAUUUUGUCACGUCGGGUGUGUUCAGUGUCACAGAGCUCAUCCAAGUUUCCCGGACGCCGGUGGUGACGGGGACAGGGCCAAAUUUCUCCUUGGGAGAGUUGCAGGGACACCUAGCCUAUGACCUGAACCCCUCAAGUACGGGGAUGAGGCGGACGCUUCCCAGCACUUCCUCCAGUGGGAGUAAACGGCAUAAGUCAGGUUCCAUGGAGGACGACCUAGAUGCCAGCCCAGGGGGUGAAUACUAUGCAUCACCAAGUUCUCCAACGAGUAGCAGCCGCAACUGGACAGAAGACAUGGAAGGGGGUAAGCAAGGGGGCAUCUCCCCGACUGUGAAAAAGACAGAAAUGGACAAGUCUCCCUUCAACAGCCCGUCUCCGCAGGACACUUCACCUCGGCUGAGCAGCUUCACACAACAUCACCGUCCUGUCAUCGCCGUACAUAGUGGUAUCGCCCGAAGCCCCCACCCCUCUUCCGCACUGCACUUUCCCACCACAUCGAUCCUACCCCAGACGGCCACCACCUACUUCCCGCACACAGCCAUAAGGUACCCGCCUCAUCUGAACCCGCAGGAUCCUUUGAAAGACCUCGUCUCGUUGGCCUGCGACCCAUCCAACCAACAGCCGGGACCGUUAAAUGGAGGUGGUCAAGUGAAGGUACCCGGGCACUACCUUCCCACCCAGAUGUUGGCGCCGCCGCCCCCGGGCAUGCCCCGCCUGGCCAUCUCACCUGACACCAAAUCUACCACGACAACUUCCGAGGGAGGGACCACCUCGCCGACGUCUCCCACCUACUCCGCCCCAGGCACGCCCCCUGCGAACCGCUUCGUGGGACUAGGACCACGAGACCCAGGCAGCAUCUAUCAGGCGCAGGUGAGUCUUAGCUGGUCCAUGAUGGAGAUGGAAGACCCAUGAAGGUGCCUUGUCUCCAGCCAUGCCUGGUUGCGGGCAACUGAACAGGGAAGAGAGAGGAAAGAGAGAAGGGGACAGAGAGAGGAAUCAGAAUGUAGUGGCCUGAGGCAGGAGGACAAGCCAGUCCAUUGCUAUGACCACCCACCGGUGGCGGAGAUCUCUUGGCCAGCCAUAAUGGUGCUUCCCCGCAAGCAAUUGUAUACAGCAGCAGUUCUUCACCUUUUCUUUGCCAGCCCCCCCCCCCCCAUCCCCAAAAUACCUUUUGUUGCUGCAUGCUUCCAAGGCUCAACUCAACAUUUCAAACCCUGAAAUGCAACCGGAGGGAGGUGAAACUCCUUGCAGGACAGCAAGCCUGUUUGCAAGAGUGUCCAUAUGGUGUAAUGGUUUGAGCAUUGGACUACAACUCUGGAGUUGUUGUCGUGUGCCUUCAAGUCAUUUCUGACUUAUGGCGGCCCUAAGGCGACACUAUCAUGGAGU
Molecule: messenger RNA, 2244 nt
Organism: Sceloporus undulatus (fence lizard)
Lineage: Eukaryota; Metazoa; Chordata; Lepidosauria; Squamata; Phrynosomatidae
Gene: NFIC
Product: nuclear factor I C
Exons: 10
Coding region: 202-1770 (522 amino acids)
Biological process (GO): regulation of transcription by RNA polymerase II
Cellular component (GO): nucleus
Molecular function (GO): RNA polymerase II cis-regulatory region sequence-specific DNA binding; DNA-binding transcription factor activity, RNA polymerase II-specific
Source: RefSeq, a predicted model, not a curated record